CACGGCUCAUCCAAGUGCAAGUGCAUUAGCUCACCAGGACUACCUAGAGCACUCAUUGGUGUACAAAAUAUUACAUCUAACCCAUCUAAACAUGUCUAGGUCUGUGGAGCCUCUUGUUGUAGGGCGCGUGAUUGGAGAAGUUCUUGAUACCUUUAACCCAUGCAUGAAGAUGAUAGUGACCUAUAACUCCAACAAGCUUGUAUUUAAUGGUCAUGAGCUCUACCCAUCAGCAGUUGUGUCUAAACCAAGAGUUGAGGUCCAAGGGGGUGACCUGCGGUCUUUCUUCACAUUGGUUAUGACUGACCCAGAUGUACCAGGACCGAGCGAUCCCUAUCUAAGGGAGCACCUCCAUUGGAUUGUCACUGAUAUACCCGGGACAACGGACGCUUCUUUUGGACGGGAGGUCAUAAGCUACGAGAGCCCGAAGCCAAACAUAGGCAUCCACAGGUUCAUCUUUGUGCUCUUCAAGCAGAAACGCAGGCAAACUGUACUUGUGCCAUCCUUCAGGGACCAUUUCAACACCCGUCGGUUUGCCGAGGAGAAUGAUCUUGGCCUUCCUGUGGCUGCUGUGUACUUCAACGCCCAGAGAGAGACCGCAGCCAGGAGACGCUGAGAAACAAUGCAGCUCUCAUUGUCCAAGUCACGGCUCUCUGAAGUCAAAGCUUUUCUGCCAUAUCACUUUCUCUUGAAUGAAUCCCCUGUCGCUACAUCAGUUGCUGGUAUAUCUGCGAAUAAACCCAGAUGCAUAUUGCAGCAUGUGUUAGUAUUAGAUCGUUUUCCAUAUCAUCGAGUACGAAGUAGUAGAUUGUUGUGUAAGCAUUAAGAUUGGUAAGCAUGUUAGCAAAUUCCAGUGCAAUGCACUAUGUAAUCCACGUCAAUUAUUGAUGCUUCAAAGCCAUGUACAAGCCAAAUUAUGCUGGUGGACUACCCCAACCGGCAGAAAAGGCUUUAUCUACUGUAUGUCGCUUGGUGGCUCCACAUGAUUUGAACCUUUUUUUCUGACGUGCAAUCUC
Oryza brachyantha (malo sina) is the source of this 1013-nucleotide messenger RNA. RefSeq names its product CEN-like protein 2. The coding region runs from base 92 to 613 and encodes 173 amino acids. The record is from RefSeq and is a predicted model, not a curated record. NCBI's taxonomy places the organism in Eukaryota, Viridiplantae, Streptophyta, Magnoliopsida, Poales, Poaceae. The transcript is spliced from 4 exons.